This is a messenger RNA of Blepharisma stoltei, 1655 nucleotides long. The record is from the annotation of a GenBank genome assembly. NCBI's taxonomy places the organism in Eukaryota, Ciliophora, Heterotrichea, Heterotrichida, Blepharismidae.
AUGAGCCAGGAUAAGGAGCCUUUAAAUAAGGAAAAAAACCAUCAUUGAUUAGUAGGCUACGCAUUUACAGUAAACUCUGUAGUAGGCGCUGGUGUAUUAGGAAUCCCAUGAGGCUACUACAAAACUGGCUGGACGCUUGGCUUAUUUUCUCAAGUUUUCUCUACCUCAGUCAGCUUUAUUUUGCUUUAUUUGCUAUUACAAGCUCUCAGUAGAAUGGAAGUUUUAUCAAAUUUAUGUGAAAAAGGCUACAAGAUAAAGCCAAUGUCAAUCAUAGAUCUGCUUAAGCCAAUUAAAAAAGAAAAUUAUAUAAUUAAGCCAAUACAAGAAGAAGAAAAUGAAAGCUUUAUAUCAGAAAUUGACUGAACCCCAGAAAUCGGUAAUAGGAGAUACGAUAUGUGUGAAAUGGCUCAAGUGCUACUGGGAAAAGUGCAUGGAAAAAUAUUAAUGGGGAUUUUUAUUAUUGGUAGCACAGCGUCAUUAAUUGCCUACUGCACAAUUUUUUCGUCCUCUUUAUCUUCAAUAAUUCCAAUAACAGGAACUGAUACGUGCAAUAUAUAUGAUGAUCCUGACUUUGGAGGGUCUUGCAGGUUCAGGUAUUGGGCUUAUUUAUUUAUUUAUGCCUCAAUUGUAAUACCAUUAGCUGUUGUUGGGCUCACUGAGCAGACUUUGUUCCAAAUAGUGUCUUGCUGCAUGAGGAUUGGGGUUAUUUUGACGAUCAUUGUUACGUCGCUGUAUGCAAUUGCAUCGGAUACAGAACUUGAUGAUGAUGGGGCAAAUCAGUCAGAUCCAAGUACUUUUAAAAUAAUGAAUUUAGGGCUAUGUUUGCCAAUUGUGUAUAUGGCAACAUAUUUUAAAAACACAGUAUCAACAACUACACAAUUCGUGACAGAUAAAUCAGAAAAUAUCAAAAAAAUAUGUAUUUUUGCAUUAUUUUCGAUGAGUGUAUUUUUUCUAUUAUUAGGACUCAUAGUACCGUUUGCAGCAGGCGACGUUGAAAAGAUGGUCACACUAAACUGGCGUGACUAUUCUGCAGGGGCUGACGAAGACGACAGAUCGUGAUGGACUUAUAUUAUAGCGUAUUUUAUAGUCCUUCUUCCUGCUGUAGACGUCCUUUCUGUAUUCCCUAUCAUUGUAAUUAACCUAGCUGAUAAUGUUAUGUCAAUAACCUAUGGUAAUUUUGGAGAAAAAGAUCUGCAGAGACGGACUAUUACGUAUUAUAGGCUUGCCAUUGCUUUCCCUCCUGUUUUAAUCGCUGUGAUUGUGUAUGAUUUAAGCUUCGUAGCUGAUAUAAGUGGGUCGCUACAACUUUUAGGAGGAGGAUUAUAUAUAUUUCAUGUUUUUGUUAUUGUGGGUUGUUUUUCGUUUAAUUUAUCCCAUUUGGGUAAAGAAGGCUCAUUUUUCAUUGAUUUUUUGACGUUAAUUUUAAGUUUUUUGGAAAAAUUAUAUUGGAGAAUUUUCCACUCCAAGAUUGCAGAGAAAAUGGCAUGCACCGAUUAUAUAUUCCGUUGUUUGCAUUAGCAGCUAAAAGGCUAGUCGAAAAGCCAAGCGUUUAUGAUAACCUUUUCUUUUCUGAUAAAUGGGCAUGGGGAACAUUAAUUAUAGCUACAUCCGCAUUUGUUGCAAUUUGGGUAUUAAUUCUUAUAUAUUUAACCUAA